CCGUGCGUCCCCCCGGUCCCACCCCCGGGGCACCGGGAGCGGCGGAGGAUGCCGUACCUGCUGAUCAGCACCCAGAUCCGCAUGGAGGUGGGUCCCACCAUGGUGGGGGAUGAGCACUCAGAUCCCGGCCUGAUGACCUUCCUGGGGGCCACCAAGAGGAACAUGAUGGGCAACCACUUCUGGGAGUACUACGUGAACGAUGCCCCUCGGGUGGUGCUGGACAAGCUGGAGAGCUGUGGCUACCGGGUGGUCAGCAUGACGGGCGUGGGACAGACCCUGGUCUGGUGCCUGCACAAGGAGCACUGAGGGGGGGACUUCAGGGUCCCUCCUGGACAAGACCCUGCCGAGGAUCAUCUCCCACAGGACUCGUGGCAAACUUUUCCCCUUGAUUCCUUUCUGUCCCAGGCUCCGGGUGUGGGGGGGAGGAGGCAAAACUCGACCCGGUGUAAACUCAGCAGCCCCCAGGGUGGAGGGGAGGAAGGGAGCAGAUGGCUCCAUCUCUGCAUCCCUCUGCACAGCAGGCUGGCAAAUGCCCUCUCUUCCCAUUUUAAUCACCUCUUCAGCAUGCACUGGAGGAAGUUCACAGAACAGCCAGGUCUGCCUGCUCCUCGGGGCUGCCCCGGGGAGCUCUGGGCUGUGUCUUCUCCUGGGUGGGGGGGACAGGGGAAGGAUGUGCAGGGCUGCCAGGACACCUCAUCCCCAAAACGUGAGCAGGAGCUGCUGAGCCUGCAGAGUGCUCCCUGAGAGAUGGGGAUUCUGAGUUUCUCUCCCAGCUGGGAUUGUGCUCAGCAGCAGCAGCAGCAGUGUGGCUCACUCACAGGUUACACACAGGUUACACACUGCUCCUGACACGGCCCUAUAAAGUCUUGUGAACAUUUCAGGCAGAGGCUCUGUCACCUCAACAGCAGCUGUUGCAGUGCUGGAGUGUUUGGAGUGUCCAUCCCCCCUGCUGCAGAGGUACCACCAUCAAUAAACACUUCUCCAGACA
Messenger RNA from Calypte anna (Anna's hummingbird), 988 nucleotides. RefSeq names its product GTP cyclohydrolase I feedback regulator (gene GCHFR). Bases 49 to 306 code for a protein of 85 amino acids. The record is from RefSeq and is a predicted model, not a curated record. Gene Ontology annotation, cellular component: cytoplasm; nucleus. Gene Ontology annotation, biological process: negative regulation of biosynthetic process. Gene Ontology annotation, molecular function: GTP cyclohydrolase binding. The transcript is spliced from 3 exons. Lineage: Eukaryota; Metazoa; Chordata; Aves; Apodiformes; Trochilidae.